This is a messenger RNA of Xenopus tropicalis (tropical clawed frog), 3312 nucleotides long. Its product is annotated as collagen alpha-1(IX) chain. The record is from RefSeq and is a predicted model, not a curated record. NCBI's taxonomy places the organism in Eukaryota, Metazoa, Chordata, Amphibia, Anura, Pipidae. Gene Ontology annotation, cellular component: extracellular region. The coding region runs from base 166 to 2406 and encodes 746 amino acids. The transcript has 27 exons.
CAGACAAGUAGAACUUUCAAGUAUGAAGCAAACACUCUGCCCAUCUGACUGACUCCUCUCUUCUUGGUCUUUUACUCAAGUGUCCAAAACUGACUCUUAACAGUUGCAAGCUUUGCAUCUCCCCUCUCAGAUUAUGAACGGUUUAUUUUGCUUCAAAUUGCUAAAAUGAAACUCCAACUUCUUAUCACAUUCUUGACUAUAUUCUGUUACUCACAAUGCCAAGAACCCGCAUAUCCUGUCUUUGACAUACUUCAAGAACUUCGAUUAUCAACAGCCACCAAUGAGAAUAUAGUUAUUGGUUCAAAUCCCGAUCUCACUGCAUUCCGUGUGAACCCUGCAAUUCAGUUAAAGAAGGGGAGCUCUUUCCCUUCAGAUGGAUUGCCGUCAGAUUAUUCCAUUCUUACAACCUUUAAGAUACUGGCAGAUGCACCUACAGCUGUUAUGAAUUUAUGGCAAAUUAUAGAUUCCAAUGAAAAACAAAAAGUCGGGCUUCAGUUCCAUAAUGAUACCAAGUCUUUGAUUUUUUUCUACACAACACCAGAAAAAACUCUAUUCUUCAAGUCAUUCAUCAAUGUAAACAAUCUUCUUGAUGGCAACUGGCAUAAAUUGUCAUUGAGCGUGAAAGGCAAUGAAGCCAAAGUAAUUUUAGACUGCCAAGAUGUCAGCACAGUGGCCAUGAUAGAACCCAAAAACAAUAAAAGCAACAAGUGGAAGUCACUGAUUAAAAGAGACACAGAUGCCUCAUUGAUUGACCUCCAAAAGCUUGAAAUACACUGUGAUCCAGAAAAAGCUACAUCUGAAGAAUGUUGUGAGUUGUCUAAUCAGUGUGGAGGCGCAGCAGAGAUGGGUAUUGGUGGAAGUCCUCCGAGAUGUAAAUGCUCCCAUGGAUUUAUAGGUCGCCUAGGGGCAACAGGUCCAAAGGGUCAGAAAGGACCUGAGGGAAAUCAAGGAGAACCUGGUAGAAUAGGAAAUUUGGGACCUAGAGGUAACUCAGGAGCUUAUGGCCGGAUCGGGGACCCUGGACUAAAAGGGGAAAAAGGAAUUAAAGGGGAGAAAGGAGCACGGGGCCUUUAUGGUGAAAGGGGUGAUCGUGGGGAUCCAGGCUUCAAGGGAUUACCAGGGGCAGAUGGUUUUAAAGGGGUGGCAGGCCCACCAGGAAUCAGGGGGCCAACUGGGCAAAAAGCAGAUAAGGGACAAGAAGGAGAGACUGGACCUGAAGGAAUCGCAGGAUUCAGAGGAGUGAAGGGUGAUGAGGGCUUCAGAGGAAAGGAUGGACCCCGCGGCAGACAAGGGAAAAAGGGACUUGUUGGUGACCCAGGUGAACCUGGAAUUGUUGGCUUAAAAGGCAUGCCAGGUGUGCCUGGUCAACAGGGGAGAAGGGGAUCACAAGGUCCACAGGGAAUAGUUGGAGACCCUGGUUUACCUGGAAGAGAUGCUGAUGAUGGAAUUGAAGCAUAUCAAGGGCGUCAAGGACGUGGAGGCAAAACUGGAGUUUUGGGAGAAAAGGGGGAGAAAGGAAUGAUUGGAGAGCGAGGGCCUGAGGGUCAGCGAGGAAGACCUGGACCUCCAGGUCCUAAAGGUGAAGCUGGACAACCUGGCAGGCCUGGAUUUAUUGGGCCACCUGGUGAGGCUGGUCAUGUUGGUCUCCCUGGUGCCCCAGGACCAAAGGGCAGUACUGGAGUCCAAGGAAUUAAGGGCAAGGAAGGAGAGAAGGGCGAGAAAGGAUCAAAGGGGCCAAAAGGAAAUGCUGGUGACAUAGGCCCACGAGGCCCUGAAGGACUUCAGGGUAAAAGAGGGCCACCAGGAGAAGUUGGAGCUCGUGGGAGACAAGGUGAACAAGGAGAGUCUGGUGAUCCUGGCAUUCCUGGAGAGAUUGGACCUUUGGGUUCCAAAGGGCCGUCUUUUCCAGCUUCUCGUGUAAUAGAAGUUUGCAGAAAGAUUGUUCUUGAACAAAUGUCUUCAUAUGCACAAGCUGUAAGGCGACAAUGUUCCAGUGCUUGCCCGUUGUAUGGUGAAGUACCCAUGGGAGCACCAGGGCCAGUAGGAUUGCCUGGACCUCCAGGGAAACAAGGUAAACCUGGACUGAAUGGGCUGGAAGGUGAAACUGGACCAGAGGGAUUUUAUGGUGAAGCAGGAGAUCCAGGAAAACAAGGAGAAAAAGGUGAACCUGGAAAUAAAGGAGACAAAGGACCAAGGGGAUAUGGCCUAGUUGGAUUUGAGGGGGAUCAAGGACCUAGAGGUGACAGAGGCAAGCCUGGACUAGCAUUUGACGGACAGCCUGGUUUAAUGGGCCCUAGAGGCCACAGGGGCCAACUUGGGCUAAGAGGUAAUGCAGGUCUCCGUGGGCCACCAGGUCUGUGUAGCACAGCAGGAUGUCAAUCAAGCGAGGGACAACAGAGACCAUAAAGCACUGAACUGAUAUUGUUCUUCAAUUAAAUACAGUGUUUUUAUAUGAACAAGUAAUCAGUUCACUCCAUUAUCUCACCUGGUACAUGGAUAACAUCCAGUGUUGUCCUUCUGCUUAGAGUAUACCCUUAAACAGGACCAGAAGUAGCUCAGUCUAGUUUUCUCUGUGUCAUGUGUGUUGUCUGUGUGUGUGUAUAGGAGAACUAUGUGUGGUUACGUGUGUAUGGCUUAGUGUGACUUCUUACUUUAGAGACCAUGCUGAUGUUAGGUGAUUAGUUAUUGCUUAUUUUCCUCUGGACAUCACUGCUGGAAACUGUUUGAUGUUUACUUCUUAGAAAUUGAUUUCAAUAUAAACAAUGCCAUUACAACUCAACCAUUUCACUAUUUCAGUUAAUACAUGUUUUUUUGUCAUUAUGUUAGUCACUGUAUUUAUAUUCACCCUCUAUAAAAUACCUCAGAUAGUUUCUGAUCCGAGAUAGAGCUAUUACAAGAAUUCAAGAUACUACAAUAAACAAACAAAUCAGAACUUUUGUAGAGAUCAUUUGACUUUUUACACAUAUAUUGACACUGCAAAAGACACCACCAGCUCCCCAUUUACUUUUUAGAAGUCUCCAAAACAAUCACUGUGAUGUUUUCCUAAAAAUGUGUUUCCCUUAAAUCUGCUAAAGUGAGCAAAUUAAUAUGUCAUGUCUGAUCAUUUGUAGUUUUUGAUUCUGGCGAUGCUAAAUAAAAGAUCCCAUAUUAUUUAUUGAAAGAGAAACCAAAUGAGCAUGCUUUCAGAAUCAUGGUUAGCUGUUUCCAGUAACCAAUACCAGCCUCCCUAAUACAAUGUCAUGGGAUUAUGUUGUUUUUAAAGAAAUACAAUUUAAAUGUAUUUUUUGAUGUCAAAUAAAGCAAUAAAAACAA